Messenger RNA from Daldinia childiae, 1371 nucleotides. RefSeq names its product Calcium uniporter protein 6, mitochondrial. The record is from RefSeq and is a predicted model, not a curated record. The coding region runs from base 1 to 1371 and encodes 456 amino acids. The transcript has 5 exons. NCBI's taxonomy places the organism in Eukaryota, Fungi, Ascomycota, Sordariomycetes, Xylariales, Hypoxylaceae. Gene Ontology annotation, cellular component: uniplex complex; mitochondrial inner membrane. Gene Ontology annotation, molecular function: calcium channel activity; uniporter activity. Gene Ontology annotation, biological process: mitochondrial calcium ion homeostasis; calcium import into the mitochondrion.
AUGGAGCAUUUAGUCCGUCAGCUUUCUAGAGCUGCGCAAGGUAAAAAUAGCGUGUUCGCAGUUGACAGCCUCGAAUGCUUUGCAACUACACAAUACACGAGAAAACAGAAGCUUGACGACGAGACGACAAGAGAAACAAACAAGAGAGACCAAGAGGCGCAUGAACAAGAAGUAAAGUCUGGAAUCGAAGAUGCUACGAAGCAGCAGAUCAAACGUCCUUGGCAGAGGGAGGGCGCUGACGAGCCUCCCGUCAGCGAGUCGAGGCGGACCAUGAAUAAGACUAUGACCAAGGGCAAACUACUAACCACUCCAACCCGACUCCUGAAAUUAAUUCUACCUCUCCCCGUCGAUGCGACUCACGACGAGCAUGGAAACAAAGGAGAGUUCCGAUCUCUGGCUCAAAACGAAGAUAUCCAACCCCUAGCCCUACUCGUCCACCCUCAACAACCCCUAUCCUACCUCGAGCGCCUAAUCCAGGCCGAACUCCCACCAAUUCGCGACAGCGACGGCCGCGAGAAGAUGCCCAGCGUGUAUUUCUUAGCGGAAGGUUCCGAAAGAGACGAGACCGGGCGGAAAAUCGGGAUAGGAAAGGAGAAAUCUAAUAUCGCAUCGUACUCAGGACUCGGCCGCGAGGGCGCCGACACUCCUCCCGAAGACAAGGACUGGGUUCGAUGGAGCAGCUCCACCGAGAUCGGCGACUUCAUCCGCGAUGCCGCGCGUGGCCGCGAAUUCGCUAUUGAGAUCUCCGGCCACGAUACCGAGAUGCGCGUCGGUGUGCCAAGCUUCAACGAUCGCACGCACUAUAUGCGUGUGCGGCUGCGGCGCAUGUCCCACAAGAUCGAGGAGCUUUCCAAGAUCAAGCAUGAGUGUGACAUGCUUGCCCAUCGCGGCGUCCAUCGAAUCGCAAAAGCCGGAUUCGUUGCCCUGUCGGGGUGGUGGGGCGCCGUCUACUUCCUCACUUUUCACACUGACCUUGGCUGGGACUUGAUGGAGCCUGUAACAUAUCUCGCCGGCUUGAGUACUAUGAUGGGCGGUUAUCUGUGGUUCCUGUUCAUCAGCCGGGACCUGAGCUACCAAGCCGCGCUCAAGAUUACAGUUUCGCGGAGGCAAAACAUUCUGUACCAGGAGCGCGGGUUCGACCCGCAGAAGUGGGAAGUUUUAUUACACGAUGUGAAUGCGCUGAGACGGGAGAUUAGGACCGUAGCGGAGGAGUACGACGUCGAUUGGGAUGAGAUGACGGAUCUCGGCGGGGAGGAUGUUAAGGAAGUACUCGAGAACGAGGAGAGGAAGGGCGAGGGCGAUCGCAAGCGGGAAGAUAAGGAUGACAAGGAGAAUGCGAGAAAUAAGUCGGAUAAAAGUGAUGAGUCAUGA